Messenger RNA from Populus trichocarpa (black cottonwood), 1895 nucleotides. Its product is annotated as probable sugar phosphate/phosphate translocator At1g06470. Gene Ontology annotation, molecular function: antiporter activity. The record is from RefSeq and is a predicted model, not a curated record. The coding region runs from base 266 to 1495 and encodes 409 amino acids. Gene Ontology annotation, cellular component: cis-Golgi network; Golgi apparatus; endoplasmic reticulum-Golgi intermediate compartment. Lineage: Eukaryota; Viridiplantae; Streptophyta; Magnoliopsida; Malpighiales; Salicaceae. Gene Ontology annotation, biological process: UDP-glucose transmembrane transport. The transcript has 12 exons.
UCUCUGGCUUUUAGCUGAUCGAUCGACAGAUUACCAGAUACAAAAUUAGGUAGGGGAGGGUCCUUGCUUUUACUCCAAUCCAAACAAAAAGCCCUCUCACUUCAUGCUAGGGUUCGUGCUCGUGGGUUUUAUUUUAGAUCUUAUCAGCCAAAUGCAGCACAAGGAGACCUGAUUUCUUCUUCCAGAUCUCUCCCAUGGUAGAUUCUUCAAAUCCCGAUCGAUUUUGAGUGAAUAAUAAGAUCGAUAGAUCUAUUAGAAUUCAAGCAUGGAAUUGAAUGGCUGUAAUUUAGAGAACAGAAACAGAGGGAGUCAUGAUGAUUCUGAAGAAGACAAGUGCGUUCCCUUCGACAUUGAAAACUCUAGGAGGAGGAAUUCUGAUGUCGAUUCCGAUGUCAAUGGCAUCGCCAUGGAUUCUUUGUCGGUUAAGAAGUCUCCUCCUACUCCUGUAUCUGCUGCUGAUAUUUUGAAGACUCUGUUUUUUAUUCUUGUUUGGUACACUUUCAGCACUUUUUUAACCUUGUACAAUAAGACUCUGUUAGGAGAUGAUAUGGGGAGAUUUCCAGCUCCGUUGCUGAUGAAUACUUUCCAUUUCACAAUGCAAGCUGUUUUAUCCACGGCUAUUACUUGGUACUGGUCUGAUCGGUUUCGGCCGAAUGUUGCUAUGUCGUGGAAGGAUUAUUUUAUAAGAGUUGUACCAACAGCUCUUGGAACUGCAUUCGAUGUUAACUUGAGCAAUGUGUCCCUUGUUUUCAUCUCUGUUACAUUUGCCACAAUGUGUAAAUCUGCAGCUCCAAUAUUUCUCAUUCUAUUUGCCUUUGCAUUCAGGUUGGAAUCUCCAAGCGCUAAGCUUUUUGGUAUCAUCAUGGUAAUCUCUGUUGGAAUUUUAUUAACAGUUGCGAAAGAGACAGAAUUUGAGUUUUGGGGCUUUGUAUUUGUUAUGCUUGCUGCUGUAAUGUCUGGAUUUCGCUGGUGCAUGACUCAAAUUCUCUUGCAGAAAGAAGCAUAUGGUUUGAAAAAUCCACUUACAUUGAUGAGCUAUGUCACUCCAGUGAUGGCAAUUUCAACCGGUCUUCUUUCUCUUGUCUUAGAUCCAUGGCAUGAAUUUAACAAAACAAGUUACUUCAAUAAUUCAUGGCAUGUUGCUCGGAGUUGCCUGCUCAUGUUUUUUGGGGGAACACUCGCUUUUUUCAUGGUUUUAACGGAGUUUGUUCUUAUUUCAGUAACUAGUGCCGUCACAGUGACAAUAGCUGGUGUUGUCAAGGAGGCUGUGACUAUAUUGGUUGCGGUUAUUUAUUUCCAUGAUAAAUUUACCUGGUUGAAAGGUGCUGGGCUUUUGAUUAUUAUGGUUGGUGUCGGCUUAUUCAACUGGUACAAGUACCAAAAGCUACAGAAGGGCCAAACAAGUGAAAAUGACUCGGCUGGGUCAUCCCCAACAAAUGUUGCAACGAAGUAUGUUAUCCUUGAUGAGAUGGAUGAUCUAGAUGAUGGCACUUGAUGGUUCUAUAAUCUUAAAAGCCAGGUGAAUUGAGGUUUACUUGUUGUAGAAGUUCGUGAUGAGUGCCGCCGGCAACUACUCUCGGAUUUGCAAAGUUCCUUGCUCGUCAAGCAUUUUACUUGUACUUGUACUUAUACAAAAACGAUAGAUUGAGAAAUUUGGAGCCAUGAAGAGUCAAGAGAGAAGAUCCCUUGACAUUUUUGUCUUCCCAUGGUUAGCAGAAAAUUGCAGUCUUCUCGAUCAAUUGUAUCCUGGACUAAGCACAUGUUCAUCGAUUUGUAGUCUAAUAUUUCAUUCAAUUGUGGUAUUUUUUCUUUCUUUCACGUUAUUGUUUAGAACAUAGAGAGAAUGUAAUCGUGAAACCCACGUUAUAGUAGAUGGAUUUUUCUUUUUGCAACAA